AUGAUGAGGUGGAAAUAUGGUGUGGCCGAUAAUUCAGGCAAAUCUCGCAAAAUUAUGGCGGAAAUAAAAGAUGAAUACAGUAAGUUCGGCAAGUAUCUUAUGAAAGAAGUUGAGCACAAGAAUAUCUUGCUUAUUGGACGCACUCGUACAGGCAAAUCGACCAUAAAAUCAUUGCUCGUGAAUCCCACGUCCGUGCCGGAUCAAUUAACGCUCAAAUCCGGUACAAGAGAGUCUCAUUUUCAAGCCUUUCAUUUGCAAGAAAAUGAUACAGUACUCAACAUUAUUGAUACACCAGGUCUUUUCGAACAUAGCAAUAAUGAAGUGGAUAUUCGUGACAAUGAGGUUAUCCUAAAAACAAUUGGCUUGUGUAUGACUAUGGAAAUCACCAAGUUUCAUGCAAUCUGUUUUUGCGUCUCCAUUGUAGCUGGCAUUAAUCGUGAAGAUAUCAACUCACUCGAACUUUUACAAGAUUAUCUUGGCGUUGAAACGUCGAAGAAUUCGUGUUUGAUUGUAGCACGCUGCGAAUCGAUCGAUGAAGAACAACGUGAAAAGCUAAAAAGAGAAUUGAUGGAAGAUGUGUAUUUCAAAAGAAUCGCACCGUUUUUCAAGUUGGGUAUUUAUUUUUCUGGCUCCAUCAAUCGAGACGAUCUCAACCAAGGGAACGAAAAUGUGUAUCGCCAGUUUUUCACAGUUA
Messenger RNA from Didymodactylos carnosus, 694 nucleotides. Lineage: Eukaryota; Metazoa; Rotifera; Eurotatoria; Philodinida; Philodinidae. The record is from the annotation of a GenBank genome assembly.